GUGACCGCCGCCGCCGCAGCCCGGCCCGGCGCCGCCAUGUCCUCCCUCAGGGACGCAGGCCCCGAGCUCCGAGCCUACUUCAGGCGCCACAACCUCCUCGGCAUCUACGAGGCUCUGCUUUGUGGUGUAAUUGUUAUGCGUCCAGAAGAUCCACUUAUAUUUUUAGAAGAAAAACUCAAAGAAAUAAUGGAAAAGGGACUUGAUGCUGGUUUAUGGUAUAUGUGCAUUGAUUCUUCUUUACGGACAAACUUGAAGAAGAUUGCAGAAACUUACCUUAACACCCUUUUUGGACUAGAUGAUGAACAGCUGAUGACUACAGAAUUAUUUGCCAAAGUGUCGACCUUCUACAGGAGAAACUUAAUGAAGUUAUAUUUUCAAGGGUGGAUAAAAUAUUGUCUACUGAGAAGGAACAAAAGAAAAAAGACAGAGCAGAAGAUGGUUCUAGCAGUAGUCCAUUAUAAAUUCCGAAUAAUAAAAGUAAUUAUUCAGAAGUGGAACACAUUGGUUCAGAUUCACAAAGAAAAAAAGAUAUUGGCAACAAAGAGACUACAACAGAUCUUUAAUAAAAUAUUUUUAAAUGCUGUCAUAAAAGCUUGGCAUACAGAGGCCUGCAGUUCUUCGAAAACAAAAGCAUAUUUUGAGAGUUUGGUAAAGAAAGGUCAGGAAGGCUAUUUUGAUUCAAAUGAAGAUCUUACUUACAAAUCUGUUAAAUGUAAAAGAUCCAAUUUACCAGAAGAAGCCUUAUUACAGAUUUUUCGUUAUGUAAAUUUAGUUGAUCUGGCAAGAUGUGCUCAAGUUAGCCAAACCUGGAUGCUACUAACUCAGAACAGUUCAUUAUGGAGUGAUAUCAACUUUUCAUCAGUAAAGCAUAAAGUUCAGGACAAAAUAGUAGUAAAUAUUUUGCAGAAGUGGCGUCCGUAUGUAUUUCGUUUGAAUCUUCGAGGUUGCUAUUCUCUUCACUGGCCUAGCUUUAAAAGUAUCAGUGAAUGUAAAAAUUUGCAAGACUUAAAUCUCUCUGAAUGCCAGGGAUUAAAUGAUGACUCAAUGAGACUCAUAUCAGAAGGCUGUCCAUCUCUUCUCUAUUUAAAUCUGUCAUAUACAGAUAUUACUAAUGGAACACUACGACUGUUGUCAAGGAGUUUCCCCAAUUUACAGUAUCUGAGUUUAGCUCACUGCAGAAAAUUCACAGACAAAGGUUUACAGUACCUGGGCUCUGGAAAAGGAUGUCACAAGCUCAUCUAUUUGGACCUUUCAGGUUGCAUUCAGAUUUCCGUUGAUGGCUUCAGAAAUAUUGCCAAUGGCUGCAGUAGGAUUCAGGAUUUGCUAAUCAAUGAUAUGCCAACUCUAACCGACAGAUGUAUUCAAGCUUUGGCUGAAAAAUGCCAGCAGAUUAUGUCUGUUGUCUUUCUUGACUCCCCACAUCUAUCUGAUACAACUGUUAGAGCCCUUGCUGAAUGUAAACUUGUCAAGGUCAGCAUUGAAGGAAAUAAUCGAAUUACUGAUUUAAGUUUCAAGUUGAUGAGUAAAUACUGCCCGUACAUCAGGCAUAUCCAUAUGGCUGAUUGCCAGAAGAUCACAGAUGCUGGUCUUAAGAUGAUUGCACCAUUGAAGUAUAUUCUUGUCCUGAAUUUAGCAGACUGCAUAAGAGUCGGUGAUGGAGGUAUAAAGCCAUUUGUAGAAGGUUCUUCGGGUGCUACUCUAAGAGAGCUGAAUCUGACUAAUUGUAUUCAAGUCACUGAUGCUUCUGUCGCAAAAAUUGCACAAAGAUGUCGUAAUUUGACCUACCUAAAUCUGCGUUACUGUGAAAAUGUGACUGAUGCUGGCAUUGAAGCUUUGGGAAAUAUGCCUUCAUUGAUAUCCAUUGAUAUCUCUGGAACCAGUGUAUCAGAUAUGGGUUUGAGAGCCCUUGGCUGCAGUGGAAAAAUAAAGGAACUUUCUAUAUCAGAAUGCCAAAACAUCAGCGAUACUGGGAUUCAGGAGUUCUGCCAAGACACAAAACACCUAGAAUAUUGUCAUGUCUCUUACUGCCCUCAGCUGACGGAUGAAACUGUGAAAGCUUUGGCAUUUCACUGCCACAAACUUACAUCUGUCAACAUAGCUGGUUGUCCGAAGAUGACUGAUCUAUGUAUUGAGUAUUUGGCUGCAGCCUGCUGUUACCUCCAUUUCUUGGAUAUCUCUGGUUGCAUUCACCUUACUGACAAAGCACUGAAGUACCUUUGGAAAGGUUGUAAGCAACUCCAGAUUCUCAAGAUGCUGUACUGUAGAAAUAUUACCAAACAAGCUGUCCUGAAAUACACAGCCAAGUUGGAGAAACAAGAGCAUAAUGAUGCUGACCCUCCUCCCUGGGUUGGGUACGACAGAAAUGGUAACAUACUCACCUUCACCAAAUAACACCAGUUAGAACUUGAAUAAACAAAUCCUUCAAAAUGAAAACUGAAGAAACUAUACAACAUCUAUAGUUCCACUUGUUUUUCAAUAGAACAUGACAAGACACUACAAUAUUUUUCUUAAAAUUAAUAAUCCUUUAAUAAAAGACAACUCUUGCUGAAUGAGUAAGGAUGCAUUAUGAAUCUUUCUAGUAGGAGCAUAUGUGCCUUCAAGCAACACAGCUGUACUGAAAAGACACUGCUGACUUUCAGAUGUUGAUUCAAGCUGUCUUCAUCUUUCAAUAAUUUGAAGUUUUUGUAAACUCAUACAGAGUAAACAGUUAAUAAAUGUGUAUGUGUUUGAGGUU
This is a messenger RNA of Rhea pennata, 2734 nucleotides long. It is a transcript of the gene FBXL13, whose product is annotated as F-box and leucine rich repeat protein 13. NCBI's taxonomy places the organism in Eukaryota, Metazoa, Chordata, Aves, Rheiformes, Rheidae. Gene Ontology annotation, cellular component: cytoplasm. Gene Ontology annotation, molecular function: protein binding. The transcript is spliced from 21 exons. Bases 37 to 2391 code for a protein of 784 amino acids. The record is from RefSeq and is a predicted model, not a curated record.